AUGGGAAGCGCCUACGAGGCGCUCGCCGUCGCGCAGAGCGCGCAGCUGUACCUGCUCGUGGGACUGCUCGGCCUCGUCGUGUACCUGCUCCUCGUGCUGACGUUCUUCUUCGUGCCGCACAUCAAGACGCAGCACCCGGCCGCGGACCUCGUCGUGUGGCACGCGACCUGCGGCUUCAUGACGUCCGGCGGCUUUGUCGCUGGCUUUGUCCUGCAGCGCUACGACGGCGCACGGGCGGACGAGCAGCUGCUGCACUGGCAGUGUGCGUUUCUCGCCCCUUUCCACCAGUUCUUCUUCCUCGCGGGCACGUGUUGGUACCUCAUGCUGACGCUGGACCUGCUCGUGGCGCUUGUGAACCCCUGGAUGGGCUACCGCUGCAAGUCGUGGACGUACCACACCAUUGUGUGGAGCGUGAGUGCUGUCUCGGCGCUGGUGCUGCAUCAGCUCGAGCUCUUUGGUCUUUCGUCACUCAAUGUGUGCUGGAUCAAGCGCACAGAGGACCCGACUCGGAUCAAUACGGCCAAUUGGGUCUUUCUGUUUAUGGCCGUAGGUGCCACGUGCUGCUUGUCACUUGCCGUGCUACUGUUUGCAAGCUUCCGCUUUGUGAGGCGACAAUUGGAUGUCACGUACCGUGCCAAGCGACGCAACUUGAUCCAGUACUACCGCUAUCUCCUGGUAUUUGCAGGACACUGGGCGGCGUGUGGUGCGCUGUAUUACGCGGCAUAUCGCCAGCACUUUGAGGGCAAGAUGGCGAAACACUGUGAACUCGCGUUUGCACUGGUCUUUGGGUCGUACCCUGUGCUGCUGCUAGUCGUUUGGGUGCUCAAUACGGAGCUGUAUCAAAACUUCUCGAGUGAAAACAACCUCUCUCAGUCAGAGCGAGGUGCUGGAAACUUGACGAGUACAGAGCAUUUCAGUGCUGCUCUGCGAAAAGAUCUGAUGCGCUACACGACGGCAGGUAUUCGGUGCAGCAUCGGUGAGUCACCGGUGGAUAGCUUACGCUCUCCGCUGCUCAGUCUGUCGCGGGACCGCUUUGGAUCACUGGACCGCACUGCUGCGUUGACCUUUUUGCAAACGGAAGAGGGCGGAACGGCUGGGUUGUACCACGAGAAAAAGCGGCUUGCGACGACGGUGUAUAAUGGCGAGUAUCGGUACUACGAGAAGCUGGGGUUCACUGACUACGCACCGAAAGUGUUUCAGAACAUUCGCGAGAUCUGCGGUAUUGAUAACGAAAUGUACGAGCAAUCGUUUGCAGACACGUUGCUGGAGCGCGCGUCGGAAGGCAAGUCGGGGAUGCUGUUCUACUUCACUAGUGACCGCCAGUACUUGGUCAAGACGAUGACGAAGAAAGAGCACUCUUUUCUGCUGCAAGUGCUUCCACUGUUCCAUCAGUAUAUUCUCAAGCAGCCGAACUCGCUCUUGUGCCGAUUUCUUGGAUGCCAUUCGAUGCAACUUCCUGUUGGCUGGAACAAGAUGUUUUUUGUUGUAAUGGAAAAUAUAUUUCCUGACGGACCAGUUGACGAACGCUACGAUCUGAAGGGGAUUUUUCACCAGUCCAGCUUUCGAUAUCAAGAAGUUGUCCUGACACCCGUGUCAAGUGAGUGGAGCCGGAGUGGCAGAGAAGAAGUAGACGUCGUGCGCUUGUUUGAAGACGACUCUGCAGCGUUGAGCGAGACCCAAAGCGUGGGCAGUGAAUCGGGACACGUUACCGAGAAGCAGCCGCUACUACGUCGCGGUCGCUCGCGCCCUUCCCUUCGAUAUGAUAACGACUUCGUAACACGCCGGGCUUCACUUCGUGUGAAUCCCACAACUCGUGCAAAUUUACUCGCGCAGGUGACCAGUGACUGCGGAUUCCUCCAAGAGCUGGGAAUCAUGGACUACAGUUGCCUCCUCGGCAUCCGAAACUACAAUCAUCGCAUUGAGUCCGAGGUGCUGGACAAUUUAGCGCACAAUGCCGUUGUUUCAGCGGAUCAGUCCACCGUGUAUUAUCUUGGGUUCGUAGACAUCUUGCAACAUUACAACAUUGGAUGGAAGCUACAACACUGCUUUCUAGCUGCGCUGAUGGACAAGCAUCAAAUUACGGCGCUCCCCCCUGCAGAGUAUGCGCUGCGUUUUUUGAACUUCAUCCACGAGUACCUACUGCGAGAUCCCGAAGCAUCCCAGGUUCGCUCGUACGGAAGCGUGGAGUACUCGCCCUCUAGCUUCGUUCGCCGGGACCAGCUAUGA
This is a messenger RNA of Hyaloperonospora brassicae, 2226 nucleotides long. The record is from the annotation of a GenBank genome assembly. Lineage: Eukaryota; Oomycota; Peronosporomycetes; Peronosporales; Peronosporaceae.